AUGGCACCCCCGGGGCAGCGCAGAGGGAAGAAAGGCCCCAGGCCUGAAUUCCAGCGACCCAGAAUAUUGAAACGAAAGCGAGAGGAAGAAGACAUCGACACCCUGUCACAAAGAGUCGCCGACCUCGACCCAAAGUCUUCAGCACCGCCAGAAAACUUCGUCGAAGUCCCCUUGUCGCAAGCAACACAAGAUGGCCUCAGUGCCUCGCACUUCAAGACCUUGACGACGAUUCAGAGCCGGACCAUCCCGUUGGCGCUGCAGGGAGCAGAUAUUCUGGGAGCUGCGAAAACAGGCUCGGGCAAGACUUUGGCGUUCCUCCUCCCCGUUCUCGAAAACUUGUAUCGCAAGAGAUGGACCGACUACGACGGCGUUGGCGCUCUCAUCCUCUCCCCGACUCGAGAACUUGCGAUCCAGAUCUUCGAAGUUUUACGUAAAGUUGGCCGCAACCACAUGUUCUCCGCCGGUUUGGUGAUCGGUGGGAAGAGUCUCCAGGAAGAGCGGGAACGACUUGGACGCAUGAACAUUCUGGUCGCCACGCCAGGGAGGAUGCUGCAGCACAUGGACCAGACGUCUGAACUAGACAUUGGGAAUCUGCAAAUGCUGGUUCUAGACGAGGCGGAUCGGAUCAUGGACAUGGGAUUCAGCCAAACGAUCGAUGCUCUCAUUGAACACCUCCCUCGCGAGAGACAGACUCUCAUGUUCAGCGCCACUCAGACGAAGAAAGUCUCCGACCUUGCAAGACUAAGUCUGAAAGAGCCCGAAUUUGUCUCCGUCCAUGAAGCGGCCGACAGCGCCACGCCCUCCACCCUGCAGCAAAACUACGUCGUCACGCCCCUUCCGGACAAACUCGACACACUGUGGUCGUUCAUCCGCGCCAACGUGAAGAAAAAGAUUCUUGUGUUUCUCAGCAGCGGCAAACAAGUCCGCUUCGUCUACGAAUCAUUUCGGCAUCUCCAGCCCGGUAUCCCCCUGCUGCAUCUGCACGGCCGCCAGAAGCAAACAGCCCGUCUGGACAUCACCACAAAAUAUUCCAACAGCAAAUACGCCUGUCUCUUCUCCACCGACGUCGCUGCCCGAGGCCUCGACUUCCCCGCUGUCGACUGGGUCGUGCAAGUCGACUGCCCCGAAGACGCAGACACAUACAUCCACCGGGUCGGCCGGACCGCCCGCUUCGAGCACGAGGGUCGGGCCAUCCUGUUUGUCGACCCGUCCGAAGAAGCCGGCAUGCUCAACGCGCUCGAGAAAAAGAAAGUCUUUCUCGAGAAGAUCAACGUCCGCCAGAAGAAGAUGCAGCAGAGCAUCAGCAACCAGUUGCAAAACAUGUGUUUCAAGGACCCAGAGUUGAAGUAUCUCGGACAAAAGGCCUUCGUGAGUUACGUACGGAGCGUGCACGUGCAGAAGGAUAAAGAGACAUUCAACGUCAAGAAAUUGGAUCUGGAGGGCUUCGCCGCGAGUUUAGGUCUGCCUGGUGCGCCGCGCGUAAAGUUUGUGAAGGGCGAGGACGCAAAGGCACGGAAGAACGCCCCGAGACAACUCCUGGCCGCAUUGGAGGGAAGCGAUUCCGAAAGCGACGACGAGAAACAGAAGAAACGAAAGAAUGGCGACGUCCGCACGAAAUACGAUCGCAUGUUCGAGCGCCGCAACCAGGGUGUGUUAGCUGAGCACUACACGAAGCUCAUCGAGGACGAGGACGACAACGACGAAGCAAGCGCAGGCCUAAGAAGAUCCAGAAACGGCACUUCCGAUAACAAUGAGGACGAUGACUUCCUCUCCGUCAAGCGCCGCUUCCAAGUCGGCGACUCGGCCCUCGAUGGACAAGGGGAGAUUGAGAGUGACAACGACAGCGACCCCUCGCCCGCCGAAACCUUCGAUCCCCAAUCGGACCGGCACCCGAAAUCUGCUCUCGGCACAGACCAUGGCGGCAGUAAAGAAAUCAAAACCCUUACCCUCUCAACAGCCCGCGACGCCGCCCCCCUCACAGUCGACUCCCACCGCCGCGAAAAACUGUUGAAAUCCAAAAAGGCACUGCUCAAAUACAAGGGCAAAGGCGCGCACCUGACGUUCGACUCGGACAGCGACACGCCCAGGGACAAAAAGGCGUAUCGCGACGAAGAGACCUUUACUGCCGGGGGCAGGCAGGCCGCAGAGGCGGAGAUCAAGGAAUUCCGCGAACGAGAGGCCGAGCGCGCGUUGCGGGCGGAUGAGGUGGACAAGGAGAUCGCGCGGUCGAAGAAGAGGGAGAAGAAGGAAAAGAGGAAGGAGAGGGAGCGUAGAGAAUACUUGGGGAUUGCGGGUGGCGAGGACGAGGGUGAUGAUGCUGACCAGGGGGUGCAACUUGUCCCGUACAGUGAUGGAGAAGAGCGCGAAGAGGAAGAUGAAGAUGGAGGACCGCCUAAAGCGAAGAGAGCGAGGAAAUGGUUCGAAGAUGCCUCCUCGGAUGAUGGAGAUGAAGAUGGGAAAAGAGAAAAGACAUCCAAGAGGGAGAAAAAGAGGCGCGCCGAGGACGAGGCUCCUCAAACGCUGGACGAGCUGGAAGCUCUGGCGUCGGGUCUGCUCGCUGGUUCGUAA
Molecule: messenger RNA, 2568 nt
Organism: Cladophialophora yegresii CBS 114405
Lineage: Eukaryota; Fungi; Ascomycota; Eurotiomycetes; Chaetothyriales; Herpotrichiellaceae
Exons: 1
Coding region: 1-2568 (855 amino acids)
Biological process (GO): rRNA processing
Cellular component (GO): nucleus
Molecular function (GO): nucleic acid binding; ATP binding
Source: RefSeq, a predicted model, not a curated record